Molecule: messenger RNA, 318 nt
Organism: Adineta ricciae
Lineage: Eukaryota; Metazoa; Rotifera; Eurotatoria; Adinetida; Adinetidae
Source: the annotation of a GenBank genome assembly
AUGUCUGUACAAUCUACAAAUACAAACAAUCCAACAUCAGAUGCUGUUACAGCGUCAGUUCCGUUUACACUAAAACGUUGGAAUCUUGUUGGUAUUUGGAGUUGGGAUGUGGCUCAUGAUGUAUGCGCGAUAUGUCGAACAGCAUUGUCAGAAUCAUGUCUACGUUGUCAAGCAGCAAGUAAUCUUCAAGAAUGUGUGAUUGUCUGGGGAACAUGUAAUCACUCAUUUCAUAAUUGUUGCAUGAGUCAAUGGGUUAAACAGCGAGCACAAUGUCCACUCUGUCAAACGGACUGGGUGAUCAAUCGUAUUGGACAAUAA